Molecule: messenger RNA, 7770 nt
Organism: Musa acuminata AAA Group (dessert banana)
Lineage: Eukaryota; Viridiplantae; Streptophyta; Magnoliopsida; Zingiberales; Musaceae
Exons: 9
Coding region: 2934-4229 (431 amino acids)
Source: RefSeq, a predicted model, not a curated record
AGAGACAUGUCAAUCAGAUGUCAAGCUUGUGGCUACUGACUGGGCCAAUUUGGCAACCUAGUUGUGAUGGGAUAUAUAUGGACCCACUUUUGGCUUGAGAGGUUGCCUCAUGCAUUUUCUGGUUCUCCUACAGCCAGAUGGCUCCUGGCAGCCCAUGAGGUUGUAACUGGAACUUUCUUCCUCUGGUGCUCGUCUCUUUGCACAGUGCUGACUCCCCCUUUUCUGUCCCAACCAAGACAAGAAACCUAAAUCUGUGGUUGUGAUAAGGUUGUAAUCUCAUCCACACUCUUGAAAGUUCCCCGUCAAUUGACUGCAAAUUGUUCAUUCAAUGAUGGAAGGGAACUUCCUUCUGUUGUCUGAUCCAUAUGCAAUCAAGAGGAUAUAAUGGUAUUGCUUGCAUGGUGCUAAGUUGUUGAUCUGGAGGCAGUUGUUAGCACAUCCGAGUCUCUCUUUCUCUCAGAACUUGCAAUAGCAGAGCUCAACGAGGAAGGAAAAGUAUCAUUGUAAAAUAGCAUUCAUGCAUAUGGACCUGGAGCAUUGCAGGAGUUUCUUCACCGACUUAUUGAAAUGGAAAGGAAAUAGCUCGCAUCUGAAUCAACUAGUGAAGUUAAUGUUUGAGAGCAAUUUCAGUUCAUGGAUGGAGUGCAAAACUACUAAGAUAGCCACCUUGUGAAUCAGCUGCAGCCUACUAGUGCUCACCUUCACUGGUUGCUCAGCCAUUGACUGGAGAAGAUUUUUUGCUUGAAUUGUCUUAUAAGAUAUAAAUACAUGGACUUUUUUCUUCAGGCUUUAUCAUAAAACGUGGUGUCAAAUACCUUAAAAUGUUUGGUUAUCCAUUGGUUGAGAUCAUGCAGGUGAAAUAGAUAUUGUCGCUCUUUAGAUACCAGCAAUUUCUAAAAUUUGGACACGGAAUUGACAACAACCUCUUUUGGGAUAAUUCUUGGAUGAGAGCCUUCACAAUUGUACUUAUAAUCCAAACUUGAAUACUGACCUCUGAGCUGUCCACUGAUAUCAACUUCAUCUAUCAUCUGUAUAUGGUUAGACAACCAGCUUGAAAGACGAAUGGGUAUAUCAGGAUUGGAAGGUCUAUAUGGAUUUUAGAUAUCUGGUUCAUUGCUUUGUAUUUUGCUGGUUUCUACCUCAUCCACCUAUUCCAAUGUUGUGCAGAUGGGAUCAGACAUUUUGUUUUCUUCCAGAAACGGCUGUCUUAUGAGGACCUAUGAUGACUCCUUCCCAGUAUCUUCCCAUAGCAACAAACUGGUUUCACAUCUUUAAUCACUGCUUCUAUGGUUGUGGUACAUAUUCUGAAAUAUAUCAUAAUUCAAUUGUACAAGAUGUGCAUGAUUGUUGUUUAGAUUGUUGGGUUUCACACUCAUGAGGAGUGUUUCUUCUGCUAUCGAAGAUUCUUGCAGGGAACACAGAUGCAUUAUUGGGAUUGGGAGAAUUGGCAGGGAGCAGCUCUGAUGGUGGGUCACCAAGCAACUACAGACUUCCCACAUGCAGGAGGAAAUUGGCAGAGUGCAGCUUCCAUGGAGUCACGAAGCAACUCUAAGCUUUUCACCUCCAUGCAAUGCUCAAACACACCAAAAAAGGCUACUACUGCAUCUUGUAGUGUAGUAUGGGUAGCAAAGUUUAAUGGUCCACUGCAUCCUCUAGCCCUUGUUAUUUGAAAGCUGGUGGUGUACAUUGAUCUUUUGGAUCCACCUCUUCCGUUCCAGGCACUAGAAGCCAGAGUUUGUUUUACAGAUUACCACCAACCACGGUCCAACAUUCUCUUUAUCAUCAUCAUAUCUGAGAAUAAGGUCUUCUGCAGAGAUGAUCAGAAUGAGGAGGAAGCGUCAUGAGAAUCCAAAAGAGGAUAAAAAGAAGGAACACCAUGGUGAUCAUGCUUGAACAACCUAUUCUGAGCAAGGCGCAAGAGUAAGUCACCUCUCACGGGUGAUAUCCCAAAGAAGACAAGGGCUCUCACGUGGGGGAAGGGGCCAAUGACACGCCCUCUUAUUUAUUGAUUGGGAUGCGUGCUACCACAGUUCACAUAUAUGAUGCUCUUGGUGGUCCAUCACCAGAUUUGUUCUCCCCUCCUCUGCCAUCCAUCAGAGACACCCACCUAUUACAGCUUCUCUUUUUCGUGUGAUGAUAAUAUAAGCUGUGUUCGAUGCGUUUGCCAAUGCAAAUAGAGCGCAUUCCCAAUAAUUUAAUGACGCAGUGAUGAACUUAUUUUGUGGGCCCUAAGAUGGAUGGCAAGAGAUCUUCCACAGCAGCUCCUCCAUUAAGGUCUACCACAUUGAGUGUUUGCUCUCCAUGUGUCAUGCGUACAUGGGAAGACCUGCUUCGAUCAAUCAAAUGCAAAGCCCAUUUUGUUUGGAGUUGCAGUAUGUACUCACUGCUCGACCAGGGAUCUACCUUGGAUUCAUGUAAGUCAACGGGGUGUCUCUCUCGGAUCUGGUAUGCCUGAUCUCCUACCCAGUCAUCCCCUCCUAUUAAUGAACUUGCCAUAACCAUGCCUCUCUCUCUCUCUACGAUGGAAAGGGGAGUUCAAGAUUGGAGGACAGUCUACCUACAAUAAAAGAGUGCAACUGUCCUAGCUUUCCUGGUUGUGUAUCAUGCCAAAGGCCCAAGCAUUCCAUGUCCUAGAUACCCAUCUGGCUUGUCUUUUCUCUCUUUUGUGAUUGUGAUGUUGAUGUCUUGCUAAUGCUUCUCUCUCUUUCUGUUAAAUCAACAGACCUGAAGCUGCCAUUUUGUUGCACUGGGUCAUUGGAUUCUCCUUUGGAGCCCUUAUUAUGGGUUUUCCCUUGGUUGGGUAGCUCAUCAAACGCUAUGAGGAGAAUAUAGUCCUUGAUGGAAUCUUCUCUGCAUAUGGAAGGGAAUGUCAAUCUACUGGUGCGAUGGACUGGCUGGAGUUGCCAUGGUUGCUAGAGACAUGGUAAUGGAGCAUGCAGGAUCAGAAUACGCACAGUGAGAGAGAAGGGGAAGGAGGGAAGAAGAUGUCUACUCUUUGGUUCACACUGAAGAGAUCUCUCCACUGCAGGUCUGACCCUUCUGAUGUCCACGAGCCAAAGGCCAGGGGCCAUCUUGGCGCCAUCUUGUCCAGGAAGACAUGCAGGUCUGGUUGCUCCAGAUCCAUGGCCAACCUCAGAGAUGUAAUCCAUGGAGGCAGGAGGCAGAUUGAGAGGCCAAGCUGCUGCAGCCCAAGGUCUAUUGGGAGCAGUGAGGUCCUGAACCCCAUUGCCCAUGAGGUAGUUCUCAGUGACUCCGGGUGUGAGCUCAAGAUAACUGGAUUUCGGAGUCACUAUGACGGUGGUGGUGGCGAGGUAGGAUCCACGUUUGUGGGCACCCUCAGGCCUGGGACUCCCGGCCCCGGAGGAUGGAGCACCAGUCCUCCAAGAAAGGCUAAUCGGCUUCUCGCCGAUCGAGAGGGUUAUCCCCUUUGGGGUUCUUCACUUUCUAAUGAUGUUCUUGGCAACGACGGAGCUAAUCAUUUUCCUUUGGAAGCCAGGUCUUCUGCUGGGGCUGCCACUCCUACAAUCUGCCAUAGAUGUGGUGACCAGUUUGGGAAAUGGGAGGCUUUGGAGGCACAUCAUCUGUCCAAGCAUGCAGUUACUGAACUACUAGAAGGCGACUCUUCUCGGAAGAUAGUAGAAAUAAUAUGCAAGGCAAGUUGGUUGAAGUCUGAGAGCAGUUGUGGACGGCUAGAACGGGUCCUAAAGGUCCAUAACAUGCAAAAGACUCUCACUCAGUUCGAAGAAUACCGGGAAAUGGUAAAGAUUAGAGCCAGCAAGCUUCCCAAAAAGCAUCCACGAUGCUUGGCUGACGGAAAUGAACUGUUAAGGUUCUAUGGUACAACAGUCUGUUGUUCUCUUGGCAUAAAUGGUUCUUCAAACCUUUGCACAUCAGAUAAGUGCAAUGUUUGCCGCAUUCUAAGACAUGGAUUCUCCAAAAGAAAAGAGAUGAAGGGAGGCCUGGGAAUGUUCACAACUUCCACUAGUCGCAGAGCACUAGAAUCGGUUCAAGUGCUUGAAGAUCACCCUUCCAUAAGAAAAGCCUUGCUGAUAUGUAGAGUCAUUGCCGGGAGGGUUCACAAGCCAAUGGAUAAAUUACAGAAUUUGGUUGGUCAGUGUGGGUUUGAUUCAGUGGCAGGAAAAGUAGGUCCUUAUGCAAGUAUCGAGGAGCUCUACCUUCUCAACGCACGGGCUCUUCUACCAUGUUUCGUGGUAAUCUGUAAACCGUGAAGAGAUUCGAACUGAUACUUCUUUUUGCAGCAGUGCUUUCGAUACCCAUGAAACAUGAUUGUUUUAGAGGGUUGGUUUUUUGUUGCGGAGGAUUUCCAAUCCAUGCACUUUGUCAAGUUUAGGUUUGCCUCAUUCUUAGAGCUUUGGUUGUAUCUGAAAUGCAACUAUUUGUUCAUCACAUAACCUUGAUCGUUACAAAUAACUGUUGCUGCAUGUGAAUUGGCCUCAACUUGCGCUACUGUCUAAAUGGUAGAUCUAUAAGGUCCAUCUGAAAGAACGGUUAGUGCAAUCUUCCUCCGUAAGGGGUGCCUACAAACGGGGAUUUAGCAGCAUAAAUUGAGAUAUGCUAAGUGUGCUGCUUCCGAUGACCAGAAUGGAGGCAUUUGCACAAAGGGGCAAGGGAUUAUGUCAGACUUCCUAUACCAUGAAGCAGUCUAAAAUAGGCCUACAAGUUACUAGAAGAAGCCUUCGAGGGAGGUUACCGGUGAUCGUCGCUGUUAGCGCGAGGAAGAACCCGACGGGAGACGCCGCCCUUUGCCUUGGCCGCCCUGCCGGCGGUCGUCUUGCCGUCCCGCGCCGCCGCGGAGCAGUUCUCGGAUAUCGCCGCGAGUGACGGCCUCCACGUCGUCGUGGCGUCGUUCCCGGCUUCCCCACCGCGGCGUCGGCGGCGGCGGCGUUCUUCACGGGGAGCGGCGGGGAGUCCGAUCGGGGCGCCUGCCGCCCGGGCCUCAGGCAGCGCCUUCUCGGGCCACGGAGCUCCGCAACUGCACUGGAGGAAGUCGGCCAGCCUCAUCCUCCGCUUCCUUUCACAGAGAGAGAGAGAGAGAGAGAGGUACUGAUUUAAUGUAUUUACGAUUAAUGCCAGUAGGAGUCACAUAAGACCGCGUGGUUUCUGUUGGUGGAUUGGCCUUUAUAUAGAUCCUGUCGGACUGCAAAAAGACCAAAAUAAUGGAUCUUGUGGUGGAUUAAGAGAAAUCCACCAGUAAUUUUCGGUCCUCGAUAUAUAAUGGAUCAUGUUUGGCUUGUCCCGAUGACUAAACUUGCUCGAGAAACAACAGAAAGUAUCAUUACCCUUGUUCAUGGAUCACAUUAGUUCAUAGUUUGUUUCAUCGACGAUCAUUGAUGAACCCAACUUGUCUCUUUCUUUUAGUAUCACCAAAGAUAACCUAUGCGGCAAACACGAGGAAUCCACAAGUUGAUGCAGCAGCACAAGACUCUGCUGCUCCCGAGCUCUCCAUCACUCGUUCUACUGCCCUGUCGAAGCCGGUCUCUGGAGAAGCCAAAGACUGUGUUGCAAUCAGAAGCAUUCAGUGUGGACAGAAUCCUCCCCGUUGGUGGCUCCAAAUGACCUGUGCAUCAUCUUCUACUCGGAAGAAGCAGAAAAAUCUUGCUCCAUUGGUGUGUGUGGUUGCUGCGAGCCAGGCAUCGUCUCGAUCAUGAAGAGGGCUUACUAUGGAUGCAUGCAUCUCUUCCUCUGCUCUGUUGAUGUUCCCUGUGACUGUGAGGCCACUGUCAUGCCAUUAUUUCUGUUGUUUUGGUGCCUGGCCAUGAUCCCGAGUGUCAUCUGCUGCUGCAGAAACAGAUGAGCGAAGGAAGCAACGAACACCACAGGCAGAGUGACUGAGUUUGACCUCUGCAAGUUGCUAGCUGAGGACAUGAUCAGUGGAAAAGCGAGAUCUUUUUCGCCCGCAAUUAUGACUCAUUUAACAUCAGCUAUAUACUCGAGAAGAUAGCAAUUGAUGGUUAUUCUCUGAUAGAAAGUUAUUUCUUUUGGGUGCACACGGCUGAUACAUCAGCUUUGGCUGAUUAAAAAUGUGAGUUUUUGUUUCACUGAUAAUUUCCAUUCAUAAUCGGGAUACUGCUACUAGUGAAAGGUACCAUUGUGAUUGUUUGUGACUCUCGUCACUCUCCAUGUUUAUGCCAUUACAUGUGAUCAACAGAGAUGUCUUCCAUCAAUUGACGUUAUUGAAGCAACAAAUUUCUAUGUAGAACAUAUAGCAACCUUAUUCUGGAUAAUGAUAAAGGCAUUCCAACUCCCGGCCAUAUACCUGAUUCUUGAUAUUCAUCAAAUCUCCUAGUACUCUGCAAAAUAAUUUACAAUUUAUUUUUCCACUUGGCAUCUAAAUGAUGAUUUAUUUUGCCUUUGAACUGAGUAAUUAUUUUGCACAAAGAAGAUAUUUUGCUGAGCCUGAGAUUUCACAUUACUGUUUGUUUAAAUUUUAGGUCAGACAGUGAGCCGAUUGAUACAAAGCAGUACCUUGAGGAAACUUGCAAGCCAAAGUGUGUGUGUCCUUUACACGCAUACCACGUAUUUAAAACUUCUGCGACAUUUCUACAAAGCUUCUUGAUUUUUCAUAUUUUUCUGAACACCUAGUGAGAUUUAUAAGUAGAUAUAUUGGAAAGUGGAAGACAUUCUUCUGUUUGAUUAUGGUGUAGUUAAACUUUGACAAUUACUGAAAAAAGGAACAGAUUCCAUGUAUUUGUGAUCUUUUAUUAAAGUUCUUCUAGGAAAGUUCUUUCUCUCUCUCUUCUUUUCUUUUGGGGGAUGGGGUUGGCGUUGCUCCCCUUCACCUCACAGAAAUAGCAUUUUACCAAGGUAACAACUAGGUUCUUAUCAUUCUGUUCUUUGUAUGUUUCAUUUCUGUACCCAGUCAGUGUUACUAUAUAUAUUUUUGUUUGAGACUGUUAGAUAUUAUUGUUGUUAGUUCAAGUGGCCUCAACUUUUGAAUGAACAGUUAAUACUAAUAAAUAACAUGCACACAGCAAUAUAUGGUUUCUAAGCCAAGUAUUCUUCUAUUUGGUUUAUCAAAGACGUCUUUGAGACAACAAUUGUAUGAAGUCCCUAGAGUUGCAAGCUUAAUGAGACCCUAGAGCAAAAUAUUUUGAUAAUUAAUUGUUGGUUCAGAUUGAAGGUUGUCAAGAGACUGCUUUCGGAUUUAAUUGUUGUUAUUGUUUUUAAAGAAUGAUUACUUGCCACAUACAUGCUUUUGUGCCAUUUUCCAUCUGCUGUGUUUCAUGAAUAAAAUUGCAUUAGGCAAAUUGGAGCCGUGAUCCAAGUACCGACAGUUAAGAUGAGGAACUUUACGAGGUUACAGGUCCAUAGUGCUGAAGUUUGUUAGAGCACCAUUAGUCGCCAUGUGUUGAGAGAAUCAAAGAAGAUGAGACUGGGCAUAAGCAUUGUACCGGGCAAUAUUUUGAUUACUGGAUGUGUAUCGACAACUGUGUUGUGCCAAAAGUUUUUGACAAGCCGAAGUGAUAGGAGAAGAAAUUAUUGCACCAUGAGUUCAAGUGAGUUACAUUUUGAGCUUUAAUAGGAGGUUUAAUGUUCAUUUUGCCACUACCAUGCACCUCCAAGCACCAAACUUGUACUUGGUCCUAAAACCAGUUGGCCUCUCUUCUCAAGAACAAUCCCUAGUGGGUAUGUUUUGGAAACCUCUGCAAGAAGGUAAUAAAGAGCAAUUCUCUGCAAGCAACUGAUCAGACAAUGAGUUUACUGAAUCUUUUUUGACAAAUGGAGUUAAAGGAGAUCUAUUUGUGGUUA